AUGGAUGACACCGAGAAGGAAUUCCAGCGGGUGAUCCGUCGCCACUACCGCGAAAAAAGGGAGUUGGAAACUCACAUCCAGGCCCUGAAAAAUUCCGUCCCAAAGAACGACAAGGAGAGAAGAAAGCAGUUGCUCGCCGACAUUGCCCGCCUCGAGGCCGAGAUGGAGCAGAGGCACCAGCAGGAGCUGGAGAAAUUUGAAGAUCUGAACACCAGCGUGGAAUCGGUCACGGCUGACUUCACAAAGAUGAAUCUCGAGAAUAUGCCUCCACGCCCAUCAAAGAGCCAGAAAAGGCACGAGCGAAGAAGAGCUAACAUGGAGAGAAGACGCCAGGAGAGGAUGCCGGUGGAGCAGGCCGAACAACUGGCCACCUUCCGUCGCGAGGAGGAAGAGAAGGUUGCGGCCAUCCUAGCGGCCCGAAAUCUGGAGAUGAAGGCCAUCCCUGCUGACGGACACUGCAUGUACCGUGCCAUCCAGGACCAGCUGGUGUUCUACGCCACUGUGGAGAGCCUCCGCUACCGCACAGCCUGCUACAUGAAGAAACACAUCGACGACUUUUUACCUUUCUUUACCGAACCGGAGGUCGGCAACUUCUACACCAAGGAGGACUUCCUGAGGUACUGCGAUGACAUAGUGAACAGGGCUUCGUGGGGCGGCCAGCUGGAACUGAGAGCCAUGUCGCAUGUCCUGCAGACCCCCAUCGAGGUGGUACAAGCCAACUCACCCAUCAUUGUCAUCGGGGAGGAGUACAAACGGAAGCCGCUCAUACUGGUCUAUCUGCACUACGCCUGCCACUUCGGAGAGCACUACAAUUCGGUAAAGCCCAUCGAGGCAGCUGGCGCUAUUGGCUGCACCGCACCGCGCCUGUUCUAG
Molecule: messenger RNA, 873 nt
Organism: Psammomys obesus (fat sand rat)
Lineage: Eukaryota; Metazoa; Chordata; Mammalia; Rodentia; Muridae
Gene: Otud6a
Product: OTU deubiquitinase 6A
Exons: 1
Coding region: 1-873 (290 amino acids)
Biological process (GO): protein K33-linked deubiquitination; protein K27-linked deubiquitination; protein K11-linked deubiquitination
Molecular function (GO): cysteine-type deubiquitinase activity
Source: RefSeq, a predicted model, not a curated record